Durusdinium trenchii is the source of this 2297-nucleotide messenger RNA. NCBI's taxonomy places the organism in Eukaryota, Dinophyceae, Suessiales, Symbiodiniaceae. The record is from the annotation of a GenBank genome assembly.
AAAACACCAGGCGCCCCGCAGCGACGAUGGCAACUACAUAUGGCUACUCUAUUAGUGCUAAAAGCACACACAACAGUUGGCGCGACAGGUUGGCCUUUUUCGCCUGUUGUACUCGGUGGUUUUUGGCCUUGGGGAUCCCACAUCCGAUUUGCACAUGCGCGUAGAAGAACCCGUAGGAGUCCUUUUGCACCGCAAGUGGCUGGGCCCUGUGUUGGACCACUCCAUGUUCAUGCCCCCAUUUCAAUGUUCUGCUCAGGGAGCUUCACCGCUUCUGAGCCCACUGGGUGAUCCAACGGCCUGAGCCAAGUGCAACCAAGAGGCUUCACCGCGCUGGGCCAGAAAUUCUGUGAGUCAGAUGAUCAUUCGACCUCCUCGGAUGGAGGUCGUUUUCGGUCGAAAGGCCAGGACCGCCGUCAUGGGGGCGGCGCUCCGGUUCGCUGAAGUCCUGGGGUCGGAGAGGGCCGUUUUUGGGCCUUGGCUCGGCCGGAGUAGCUUGCAAGGGGAGACCUGACUGGCCAGGAAAUGACGGAAUGGAUCCUAAGCAAUCCUUUCGGUACCCUAUAAAAGAUGUCAGGACCCAGUCAGCAUUUCCUGCUCUUCUUCAGCAUCAAGUCAAGUCUGCCGCCAUCCCACGGUGCACCUCGGCUCAAGAUCGGCGCUUGCCCGGUCCGAGAAGCAGGCCUUCAGUGAGGAUGGCAGCUGGCGGAUGAGCCGAAUCUUCCGUCCAGCGGCCGGAAUCGCAUGGUCCAUAUGCCUUGUUCUUGUGGCUUCAGAGCGCAUCGAUGAGGCUCGCCUCGAUCUGGAGGCGCCCAGCCGCCCCCACCAUGGCCGCCACGAGCACCAGCACCGCUCUCCGCGGCGUCACCGUGCGCCGGAGAUCCGUGUGGUGGACUUCGAGCGUGCCUCCUCGGCCUUGCAGUCGGAGGCCCGGACGGAGGUGCACAUGAUGCCCGGCAUGGAUGGCAUGGGGCAAAUGAUGAAGAUCUUGGCUCUUUGUGCCGUGGUGGGCAUUGCCUACAAGAUGAUCAGCUCCAUGUGCGCCUCGCGCAAGUGCGACUGCCGCAGGUUCAAGAUCAUUGCCCAGUGCCUCCUCGCCUGGGGCUGGGACGAGUUCGAGUCCUUUGAGGUGCUCAUGAGCGUCCACAGUGUUCAGGAUGUCCAGAAUGAGGGCAUGUUUGGAAAGAAGGAGUUCAAGGUCAAGGCGAGCUUCAAUUGGAGUUCGGCCGAGACCAGUGGCACCAGCGACAUGCGCUGGGAACAGACCAAGAAGCUGGAGGUGCCUCAAGGCGCGGCGGAGGGCGUGAUCAGCUUGUGGUCCUUGGGGACCAUCAAGGACUCCAAGGUGGCGUCCUACUCACUCGACACCAAGAAGGACAUGCUGGACAAGGCCGAGUCCUUCUUCGGGCGAAAGCAAAAGUUCAAGCUCCAGCACAAGGGCAAGACGGUGGGCACGUUGCUGAUCACUUUCAGGAAGCGUGGCAAGGGAGAGAACGACCUUGGUGAUUGUCCCAUUGAUGGUAUUGAUGAGGACUCCCCCCUGCUCAUCGAUGUGGCGAACGCCAUACAGGAGAUGGUGAGGAAGAAAGAACUGCAGCCCCUGCAGAAGGGAGAGAAGCUUGACGGGGAGAAGAAGAUCGCAGUCCUUGCCAAGACCUUGCAGGGCGAUCUGCGGGAGAUUGAUGCAGAGGGGAAAGAGAAGGGGAAGGUCUACGUGCGCGUGGUGAACUGCAACUUUGCGGAGCUCAAGGGCGAGGACAUGAAGGAGGAGUGGGCGAAGCAAUGUGAAAAGGCACGGAAGAAAGGUCUGAAACAACCGCAGCGCAAGUGGUACUUCUGCUGGUAUGGCAGCAAGAACGAAGCGCUGGACGCGGAGAAGUGGCACUUCCCCGAUGGCUUCUUUCCCCUGGCCACCAUGACGGCGGUGCACCGCUCCCCCGAGCGCCAGGACCAAUUUCUGGUGAAGUACUCUGCGGGGUCGAAGGAGACGUUGAUCUACCGCCGAGAGCAAGGGAAAGCCCUGGAUGCCUGGGUUGAAGGCUUGGACAUGGCCAAUCAAGAGAUCCGAGAGAACAUGAAGGAGGAGAAGGAGGCUGAAGAGAUGGAAGAGAAGGAAAAGGCCAAAGCGCGGAUGAUGCAUGGCCAGUGGAUGCAGAGGAAUGGCAUGCCCCAAAACGAAGAACAGUGGACUGCAUGGUUUCAAUGGAUGAAGAGCGGGAAUCUGGAAGAUGAGAGCAUUCGCAACUUCUACCAGGAGUUGAUGACGCAGCCAGCGCAGCCUCGCCGCGGGUGAGCGCGAA